GGGAGAGCUGUGCAGGUGACAAGAGCCCACCUGGGCAGGCGUCGUCCAAGAGGGCGCGCACGGCCUACACGAGCGCUCAGCUGGUGGAGCUAGAGAAGGAAUUUCACUUCAACCGCUACCUGUGCCGGCCGCGCCGGGUGGAGAUGGCCAACCUGCUGAACCUCACUGAGCGCCAGAUCAAGAUCUGGUUCCAGAAUCGCCGCAUGAAGUACAAGAAGGAUCAGAAGGGCAAGGGCAUGCUGACAUCAUCAGGGGGCCAGUCCCCAAGUCGCAGUCCCGUGCCGCCCGGCGCUGGCGGUUAUCUUAACUCUAUGCAUUCGCUGGUUAACAGCGUCCCGUACGAGCCCCAGUCGCCCCCGCCUUUCUCCAAGCCCCCCCAAGGCGCCUACGGGCUGCCCCCCGCCUCCUAUCCCGCUCCUCUGCCCAGCUGCGCGCCCCCGCCGCCCCCGCAGAAGCGCUACACCGCGACAGGGGCGGGCGCGGGGGGCACACCCAACUAUGAUCCGCACGCGCAUGGCCUGCAGGGCAAUGGCAGCUAUGGGACUCCACACUUACAGGGAAGCCCCGUCUUCGUUGGGGGCAGCUAUGUGGAGCCCAUGAGCAACUCUGGCCCGCCCCUCUUUGGCCUAACUCACCUCCCCCACGCCGCCUCGGCUGCCAUGGACUACGGGGGCGCUGGGCCGCUGGGCAGUGGCCACCAUCAUGGGCCCGGGCCGGGGGAGCCGCACCCCACCUACACGGACCUUACCGCCCACCAUCCUUCUCAGGGAAGAAUUCAGGAAGCCCCCAAGCUCACCCAUCUGUGAUGGUGGGUUCGGGGCUGCGCGCCAGGAGAGUCCCCACCCCACCCCCGCUACCUACCUUUCUUCUUCGUUUGCUUUUUUUGUUUUGUUUGUUUAAGGUUCUUCCCGCCCCUCCCUUUUCUCUCUCCUCCGCCCC
Messenger RNA from Physeter macrocephalus (sperm whale), 939 nucleotides. Its product is annotated as homeobox protein Hox-A3. NCBI's taxonomy places the organism in Eukaryota, Metazoa, Chordata, Mammalia, Artiodactyla, Physeteridae. Gene Ontology annotation, molecular function: RNA polymerase II cis-regulatory region sequence-specific DNA binding; DNA-binding transcription factor activity, RNA polymerase II-specific. Gene Ontology annotation, biological process: regulation of transcription by RNA polymerase II; embryonic skeletal system morphogenesis; anterior/posterior pattern specification. Gene Ontology annotation, cellular component: nucleus. The annotation marks the transcript as partial. The transcript has a single exon. The record is from RefSeq and is a predicted model, not a curated record.